CGGGCGGCCGGGCUGGUUCGGGCCGCGCCGCCCCGCGCAACCACAGCUGCGCUGAGACGAGGGGAGAGAGAGGGCGAGAUGGCGUCGUGCGUGGGGAGCCGGACCCUGAGCAAGGACGACGUGAACUACCGCCUGCACUUCCGCAUGAUCAACGAGCAGCAGGUGGAGGACAUCACGCUGGAGUUCUUCUACCGCCCGCACACCAUCACCCUCCUCAGCUUCACCAUCCUCAGCCUCAUGGCCUUCGCCUUCACCAGGGAUGAUUCUGUACCAGAGGAUAAUAUCUGGAGGGGUAUCCUCUCUGUGAUUUUCUUCUUUCUAAUCAUCAGUGUUCUAGCUUUUCCUAAUGGACCCUUUACACGUCCUCACCCUGCUCUGUGGAGGAUGGUUUUUGGUCUCAGUGUGCUCUAUUUUCUGUUCCUGGUCUUCCUGCUCUUCCUUAACUUUGAGCAGGUAAAGGCAGUGAUGUACUGGCUGGACCCUAAUCUUCGAUAUGCCACAAGGGAAGCAGAUAUUAUGGAGUAUGCAGUGAACUGUCAUGUUAUCACUUGGGAGAGAAUCCUCAGCCACUUUGAUAUAUUUGCUUUUGGACAUUUCUGGGGCUGGGCUAUGAAGGCUUUGCUGAUCCGCAGCUAUGGACUGUGCUGGACUAUUAGCAUCACCUGGGAGCUCACUGAGCUCUUCUUCAUGCACCUUCUGCCUAAUUUUGCUGAAUGCUGGUGGGAUCAAGUCAUUUUGGACAUCCUGCUUUGUAACGGGGGUGGCAUCUGGUUGGGCAUGGUAGUUUGUCGUUUCUUGGAGAUGAGGACCUAUCACUGGGCAAGCUUCAAGGACAUUCACACAACCACAGGGAAAAUCAAAAGAGCUGUAUUACAGUUCACCCCAGCCAGCUGGACCUAUGUCCGCUGGUUUGACCCAAAGUCUUCAUUUCAGAGAGUGGCUGGAGUCUAUCUUUUCAUGAUUAUUUGGCAGCUAACUGAGUUGAACACAUUCUUUUUGAAACAUAUCUUUGUGUUCCAAGCAAGCCAUCCUUUAAGCUGGGGAAGAAUUCUCUUCAUAGGAAUCAUUACAGCACCUACUGUAAGGCAAUACUAUGCUUACCUCACAGACACACAGUGCAAGAGGGUGGGAACUCAGUGCUGGGUGUUCGGGGUAAUUGCCUUCCUCGAAGCUAUUGUGUGCAUAAAGUUUGGACAAGAUCUUUUUUCCAAAACACAAAUACUGUAUGUUGUGUUUUGGCUUCUCUGUGUGGCCUUUACAACUUUCCUGUGUUUAUAUGGUAUGGUUUGGUAUGCAGAGUACUACGGCCACCGAGAAAAGACCUUAUCAGAAAGUGAAGACAGUCCAUACAGUCCAGAUGCUUCCUGGCUUCAUUCUAAAUUCAGCAGAGCAGGUGCUGACAAUAGUCCACCAAAACAUUCAGUCAAUAGUGAAAGCCAUUCAUCUAGAAGGAGGAAUCGACACUCCAAAUCAAAAGUAUCAAAUGGAAUUGGCAAGAAAUGAUGGUAUCUAAAGACAUCCUACAGUGUGACCAGAAGUAACAAAGAAGAUCAGACCUGGCUCUAAAUUACCAAAUGGAAGAUCAAUUUUUAAAUUAAAGUUUAAAAAGGGAGGUGUUGAAGAGAAGGAUGAUGAAGAUGGAGCCACCAGUGUAGUGCACAUCGAUGCCUGAUGACACUUGCCAUUCACUGAUGUAAAUCUAGUUUCUUCAGCAUGUGGCACCAAAAGUUCAUGAAGGGCAUACUGGAAAAAAAUGUUGUUUUAUCACAGCAGGUACUCCCUGUUUUGUGUUCAGGGAUUACAAGUUCAUUUUUAAUAUCUUAGUUGAGGACUUAAACCCAAAGGUUAGUAAACUGAUAGUCAGUUGGCAUAAUUGAUUGCAAAUUUUUUGUUUGGUUUAUUGUGUUGUUUUCUAGAAGAUUAUGCAACCCUUUGAUUAAAAGCAACUCUGCCCUUCUUUCUCAGUCCCGCCACAAAACUUUCCCAUUCAACUAUUAGUAUUUAAAAAUUUCCUAUUGCUUGCUUUUAUUUAAAGGCUCUUUAGACCUUAUGUCAGGGUUUUACCAGGAAGGAAAUGGGUCCAGAGUUCUUGUAAAGAAUGUGAAAUUGAUCUUCAAACACACAGGUUUUUUUGUUCUAUGUUGUCCUCCUGCUUGAGUCAUACAUACACGUUUUUUUAAAAAUUUAAAAUACAUGUAUAAAAAUCUCCUUCCUAAUAGCCUCCUGUCCUCAGUGACAAAGGUCUGUUAUUUCAUUGUUUUUCAUCCUCUGUUGUAGUAUGUUUUUCAUUUUCAAGUGUAAAUUUGUCUUUUUUUCAUCUGUGCCACAUUGUGUAUGAUGUUUCUUCCUACUUCCAUUUGCUUCCAUCUUAGCUGGACCCAGAAAUCCUGUUGUGUUCAGACUGACAUCAGAAACUGCUUUGAAGGCUCAGAUGCCCUACUGAGCUUGGUGAUAAGUUUUUUGCUGAAGCUGAGUUGCUUACUAUCUCCAUAAACAUACUUCUUUGUGAAGACUUGCUGUAGUCUUUGGUGUCUGAGAGGCAGCAUGAUGUCACUGUGAUAGACCCCACUGCUGUGGUGUUUCCUAUCAUGCAUCAGAUACUCAACAGCAAAGUUGCUCUUUCUUGCAGUUUUGGUUUUUUUUUGAGAGGAGUGAUUUACUUUUUGUCUGCGUGUUCUUUUGGGUUUUUUUAAUAUAUUAAUUGUGACAUCUAGCAAAGUGGAUAAUUCUCCAGCAGUGAAUGUAAUGAUUAAGUCAAGAGGUAAGCAAUCAUGAGCAAUCAGUUUCUGUGUUAAGUUAUCAAAAUGUUUAAGUGCCAAUUAAAUUUUGGGAUUCAAGGCAUUCAGAGGGGUAAGUAGCUUAAGCAAGGAUGAGUAAUACCCACUAGUUACUUAGUCUUUAUGAGAAAAUGGGAUUUCCUUUUUCUGUGACUAAUGUUACUGUUAUUUGCCACAGGCUAGGUACUAAAGAAAAAAAUGCAGCAGAGACUUUCUACAAGUGUAUGAUACUGUAAAUAGAAAAAACUAUACUGUGUAAUCCAUCAAUUCCUAUGUGCCACAGAUUAUCAAUGUUUUCAAUGCACUUAAGUGUUGCUGCUGAGCUCCUCAGAGGCCUUUAAUUUCCUACCCCGCUUUUCAAUCAAACAUGGAGUGUACUGCUUGGAAAGUAAUGUAGUAGAAGCUGCUAUAUCAUCAUUGCUGCAGUGACAUUUAACGUUAUAUGAAAAAAUACGUUAGGAAGACUUUCAGGCUCUCCUACAACUACUUGGUUUUCAUUCCUACUAUAGCAAUUCCAUAUAUUGCCUUUGUAUUUGUAAUGUACUACAUACUGAUGAAUGUAUUUGUAGAUUUCUUUGGAUACUGAGACUUGUUACUUCUUUUAUUUCCUUGUUUAAAAACUCAGUCUGUGUAAGACUGAAGAAUGGCAUUGUAAAUUUUCUAUUGAUUCAAUACCAAAGCAAGAGAUUUGAAAUCUAAUGGUUUAGGUAUUUUAAGUAUUGUGGUUUUCCAAUGUGAGAGCUUAUUUUGUACUUGUAAGGGAUGUACACGCCAACUAUGUAUACAAAGCUUACAUGUGUGAACAGAUGCUGAAGUAUGACAUCUACCUGCCUGUGGGGACAAGCACUCAUUUUGUAAAUGCAGACCUGGUGCUCACAUUGCUGAACUGCACCCUAAAAUAUUGGAAAGAGAAAUAUUGAAAUGUCAUCUGUUGGAAGCUGAUUUCUGUAUACAACAGCUUGAUCUUGAAGAAAUGUUGUUUGACAACACAUUUAAAUUAUUUCCAAUAAGU
Molecule: messenger RNA, 3789 nt
Organism: Catharus ustulatus (Swainson's thrush)
Lineage: Eukaryota; Metazoa; Chordata; Aves; Passeriformes; Turdidae
Gene: PTDSS1
Product: phosphatidylserine synthase 1
Exons: 13
Coding region: 79-1503 (474 amino acids)
Biological process (GO): phosphatidylserine biosynthetic process
Molecular function (GO): L-serine-phosphatidylethanolamine phosphatidyltransferase activity
Source: RefSeq, a predicted model, not a curated record